Molecule: messenger RNA, 7986 nt
Organism: Mirounga angustirostris (Northern elephant seal)
Lineage: Eukaryota; Metazoa; Chordata; Mammalia; Carnivora; Phocidae
Gene: ENTPD7
Product: ectonucleoside triphosphate diphosphohydrolase 7
Exons: 13
Coding region: 216-2030 (604 amino acids)
Biological process (GO): UDP catabolic process
Cellular component (GO): Golgi apparatus
Molecular function (GO): GDP phosphatase activity; UDP phosphatase activity
Source: RefSeq, a predicted model, not a curated record
CCUUGGGGACGUGGCGCCGCCGCCCGCCCAGGCCUCUUUCCGGCUGGGCUAAAGGCCGCGGGGGGAAGCGCUCCGUACCCAGCGGAACGUUGCCGAGGGAGCCUGCGGGCCGCUCGACCUGCGGCAGACUUAGGAGAUGCCUGAGACAAGGAGACCAAUUUCUCAGGGCAAAAAGAAAAGGAGGUGACAGGCACUGAGACCACUGAAGGGAUCCCAUGGCUAGGAUCAGUUUUUCCUACCUCUGCCCAGCUUCCUGGUACUUCACUGUGCCCACAGUGAGCCCAUUUCCACGUCAGCGGGUGGCAUUCCUAGGACUCUUCUUCAUAUCCUGUCUCCUUUUACUUAUGUUAAUCAUGGACUUUCGGCGUUGGGGUGCUUCAUUACCACGAGAUAGGCAAUAUGAAAGGUAUUUGGCUCGAGUAGGGGAGCUUGAAGCAACGGACACUGAAGACCUGACUCUAAAUUAUGGCCUUGUUGUGGACUGUGGCAGCAGUGGCUCCCGGAUUUUUGUUUAUUUCUGGCCAAGACAUAAUGGCAACCCCCAUGAUUUGCUGGACAUCAAACAGAUGAGAGACCGCAACAGCCAACCAGUCGUUAAAAAAAUCAAGCCAGGAAUCUCUGCAAUGGCAGACACCCCAGAACAUGCCAGUGAUUACCUUCGUCCUCUGCUGAGCUUUGCUGCUGCCCAUGUGCCUGUGAAGAAGCACAAGGAGACACCCCUUUACAUCCUAUGCACAGCAGGCAUGCGGCUUCUCCCUGAAAGAAAGCAGCUGGCCAUCUUGGCUGAUCUAGUGAGAGAUAUACCGCUGGAGUUUGACUUCCUCUUUUCCCAGUCUCAGGCAGAAGUGAUCUCUGGGAAGCAGGAAGGAGUUUAUGCAUGGAUUGGAAUCAACUUUGUUUUGGGAAGAUUCGACCAUGAGGAUGAAUCCGAUGCUGAGGCUCCCCAGGAAUUGGCAGCAGGGCGCAGAAGGACAGUAGGGAUACUGGAUAUGGGAGGAGCCUCUCUUCAAAUUGCUUAUGAAGUUCCUACCUCAACCUCUGUCCUUCCUCCAAAACAGGAAGAAGAAGCAAAGAUCCUGCUGGCUGAAUUCAACCUGGGCUGUGAUGUGCAACAUACUGAACACGUGUAUAGGGUUUAUGUCACGACCUUCCUGGGUUUUGGGGGCAACUUUGCCCGGCAGCGCUAUGAAGACCUUGUGCUGAAUGAAACCCUUACCAAAAAUAGGUUGCUGGGCCAGAAGACUGGUCUGAGUCCAGACAAUCCACUUCUGGAUCCCUGCCUGCCUGUGGGCCUCACAGAUGUGGUGGAGAGGAAUAGCCAGGUGCUGCACAUCCGAGGAAGAGGAGACUGGGCGUCUUGUGGGGCGAUGCUGAGCCCCCUGCUGGCUCGCUCCAACACCAGCCAGGCCUCGCUGAAUGGCAUCUACCAGUCACCAAUUGACUUCAACAACAGCGAGUUCUACGGUUUCUCUGAGUUUUUUUACUGUACAGAGGAUGUGUUACGCAUUGGUGGCCAUUAUCACGGGCCAACGUUUGCCAAGGCUGCCCAGGAUUACUGUGGCAUGGCCUGGUCAGUACUAACUCAGAGAUUCAAGAAUGGCCUCUUUUCAUCACAUGCAGAUGAGCAUCGACUCAAAUAUCAGUGUUUUAAAUCAGCUUGGAUGUACCAGGUUCUUCAUGAAGGAUUCCACUUUCCCUAUGACUACCCGCACCUGCAGACAGCCCAGCUGGUAUAUGACCGAGAGGUUCAGUGGACACUGGGAGCCAUUCUGUAUAAAACACGAUUCUUACCACUCAGGGAUCUGCGGCAAGAAGGUGUUCGGCAGGCCCAUGGUAGCUGGUUCCGCCUCUCCUUUGUCUACAACCACUAUCUCUUCUUCGCCUGUAUCCUGGUGGUGCUGCUGGCCAUCAUCCUGUACCUUCUGCGGCUACGCCGAAUUCACCACCGACAAACUCGAACCUCGGCUCCACUGGACUUGCUGUGGAUUGAGGAGGUGGUGCCCAUGAUUGGGGUACAGGUAGGGCCGUGAGGCCGGACAAGGACUUGGGAAGCUUGAAUACCCCAGAGUUGCUGCCCACUGAGUUCCACCACUUUCUUGUACUGGCCUCAGAUGCUGCUUUGCCUGACCUUGGGAUCUUUGGCCUUGGAAUUUCUACCUUAAUAUCUACUUUAAUUCCUUUUCAAUAUCUAGGUCCUCUUCUCUGAGAGAAGCUGUAAUUUAGUCUGUGAAGAACUAAAUAAUGAGAGUUUGGUGCUAACAAAGAGGACCAACCGUAGUCCAGUUGAAGCAUGCUCCUACCCCUUUAUCCGAAAGGUCUGGUGUGUUCCUGGCAUCUAGAUUUUUCUCCCCUUGCUAAAGCAUGAAGUUUGGCAUUGGGCAAACUGGAAGCCUGGUUAUAACCAAACUGGAGCAUCUGAUAACAAAGCCGAAGACAUUCCAGCAAGUGCAGCAGCCUCUUCUUUCUCUGUAACAGAGAUAUCAUAUAUGUGGACAUCCACACCCUUUAGUAGGGAUCCAAGAUAUUUGCAUUUCAGUGGAACAGAUAUGAACUUCCAGACAAACAAAAUAACAUAGUUUCUUUGCUUACUUGACAAAUAAGUCAUUAUGAGUGUGGUCCAAGAUCCCUGACAUAAUGUUGCUGAUGUUAAUUAAUUAGCAUGUGAUUUUAAAAGGUUAGAAUCCCUUCUAAGUGAAUGGUCAGUCGAAGACUUUGACAGUAUCUUAUGUAAUACCUGGUAUGACCAGGAUAGAAAAUGUUUCUGUGUCUAUGUGCUUCACCAGCUGUUUGGGCAUUAAUUUUUCUUUUUGAGCCUUAAGUGUGUUUGUAGGAUGGAGAAGCUGAUGGGAUUGGAGAUCUGGAUUUGUCUGGUUUUAAGUCACUGUCUCUAGGCCUAUUUUUAUGAACCCCUUUACAGGAAAAUAUAAAAAGAGUUCCUUUAUUUCACUAAGAUCAAUACAUAGUUUAAUGCAUAGUUUGGGAAGGGAUAUAUUUGGGGUGUUUUUAAAGAAGGAAAGAACAGUAUCAGGAGAGUGGGCAAAGGCAAUAAAACCCAGGCUCUUAUUUAUUAAUGUUUUCCCGAGAAAUAGAAAUUUUCUCAAUUUGGCUCUUGGAAUGUCUGAAAAGAAGCAAAUUCUAAGCUUAGGAAUACAUAGGUAAAUCUGUUAAUAAGCCACCUGGCAACUUUCAGAACCUUUGUUAAGAGAUUGCUCAGUCGUAGAGUGCAUUUCCGUUAAUGAGGAGAGAGAAAAGCCCUAUGAUUACAUUUCAUCCACUGCCCUUCAGGAGCUCUGUUCCUCCCCUACAUGUAGCCUUUAACUUGCACCUUCCCCCGUGGGAUCUUCCUCGUGCUUUAUCCUUUCCUACAUGUAGCGUUGAAUGUCCCUCCCAAGAAUAUGCUCCCAGACUUGAAGUAGCUUUGUUUUCCUUUUUGUCACUUUAUUUUUAGGGCUGACUUUAAUGGGGAAAAAAGUAGAAUUAUUAAAACAUAAAUUCCAUAGUGGGAUCAGAAAGGAAUUAAAUGCUUCAUAAAACAGAGAAAAAUCAAGAUCCUCCUAGAAAUGAACAGAUGAAAAUAAGUAUACUCACUCUUAGUUGGUAGGUGAAAAGAUAUGAGUCUUAAAUUGUUUUCAAAUUAGAUAAAAAUGGAUCUAGCAAAGGGUCUUAUAGCUCCCUCUGGAAAUAUUUUUACUUUUCAUUAGGGUUUUAUGUCACAGCAAUUUCCUUUAAUCUUUAAGACUUCUAAAUUGCCUUGGUUUUCUUUGACUUCUUACCUUUGUAUCACUGUGAGUGAACCUUCGUCAUAUGAGUGCUGCUUAUAAAUAAUGUCAGAAUAUGUUUUUUGCUAGCCAGUGCCUCCUCAGGUACUCUUUCUUUUUCCCUCACCUUGGUUUCCAAAUACUAUUUUUGGUUUUCUUGUGAGAUCUGGUCAGUGAUCUGGUCAAAAACUACCUAAUUGGCUAUUAGUGAUCACAUUCUUGUGCUCGAAAUGAAGCUGAGGCAGGGAGGAGGUGGUGAUGAAUCCAGUUUGAAAGCUCUUAUUAAUGAAGUUAUUCUUCUUCCUGGUUAUAAUAAUGAUAGCUGCCAUUUGUUAAGCAUUUACUGUGUACCAUACACUCUUAAGGAUUUUAUGUAUAUUAUUUAAUCAUUAUGACAGCCUUUCAGAUGGAUAUUACUUUUUUGUGUUCUUUUUAUAAUUGAGAAACUCAGGAUAUCCUAUGCUUAUCAUUUUUUCAAUGUAAAUGUAUUUCUUAUUCUUAAUUUAUUUUAAUUAGUUCUUGAGUUUUUGUUUAGUGUAUUAUAUCCUGUUUAUUAUUUUAAUAUUAUAGGAUCUAGGCUUGUCUUUGUUACUGUAUGACUUUUCAGAGUUCCAUGGUAUAAAUCUAAGAAGGACAAAUUUCUAUCAUACUCCUCAGAAAAACUGAGUAUUUGCUGUCGGUAUUGGUUUCUGUGCUUCUUUCAUUGCUCCCAAUUAACAGUUUUAAAUGAAAUCUCAUUAGCUAGAGACAGGAGCCAUUUAUUCUUUGAAGGCCAAUUACUUAUAUUGCUUUCUCAUAAUCGUCUUGCGAAUGGAAUCAAUCUUGUCUUUAACCCUCUUUAAAGAUUUUUUAAGAUUUUUUAAAGAUCUGUGUUUGUAUUUCUGCAUUUUCAGUGGUUUCCCUGUGAAGAUAAUUACGAUUUCAUUUAAAUUCACAUCCCAGCAGUUCCUUUGAAUCUUACCAACCAGUCUUCUUGAUAAUAGCAAAAUGAAUGUGAAUGGUUUUAGUACUUUUAUCAUUAGCGAGACAGGCCACAAAUGUCAAAAUCAGAGUCAGUGGCUGAUAGGAUGUGAUGCUUUAUUAGUCUUACAAUGGCACAACCCAUCACUUUUCUCUGAAUUCUUGUCACUAGGACGUAAUGAAAAUAUGUAUCGUACCCACAUAUAUGGCAUUAUGUUGAUUUAAGUUGCAGUUAACUCUAGGCAAAAUCAUACCAUCUUCAUCUCUGUACAUUAGCUCCUUGGAUUGAUUUUCCUUGGUGUAGGGAAUUUAGUCACUUUCUAACAACCUUGUCUUAAUCUUUCAUGUUACCCAAAGCAUUCUGCCUUCCCUCAGCCUGACAGCUUUUUUUUUUUUAACUUCAAAGGCCUUGGGCAGUGAUUAUUAAAAUGUGGUUGAUUGAGUCUGUCAUGCACUUACUAAGCUAAUCUUUUCAGGUAUUAACAUUUAGUAUCACAUCUAUAUUUGUUGUUGUAUAGUUGACACAAAACAUCGUAUUAGCUUCAGGUGUACAACACAGUGACUUGAUAUUUGUCUACGCUACAAAAUGAUCACCACAAUGAACUAUAAAUCUAUAACUAUAAUGAACAUAAAACUAUAAAUCUAUAGACCAGAUGCUCUGAGGCUAGUUCCAGAGGGACUAAAGGUUCUAGUUUCCCACAUCACCAUAUAAAGUUAACUAACAUUCAACUUGGUGUUAUUGAUUCUAGUCACUAUGCUGAACAUUACAUCCCAUGAUAUGACUUAUUUAUUUUAUGACCCCCUUCUUUGUCUUGCCCACCCUCCCUGCUCCCCCGCUGUGGCAACCACCAGUCUGUUCUCUGCAUCUAUGAGUUUUGUUGUUUCUUCUUUUGUGUUUUAGAUUCUACAUGUAAGUGAAACCAUAUGGUAUUUGUCUUUCUCUGACUUAUUUCACUUAGCCAUAAUACCCACAGGGUCCAUCCAUGUCACAAAUGGCAAGAUUUCAUUCUUUUUUAUGGCUGAGGUAGUAUUCCUUUGUGUGUGUGUGGAGGGGAGUUGUAUACAUCUUCUUUAUCCACUCAUCCAUCAGUGGACACUUUGGUUGUUUCCUUAUCUUGGCUAUUGUGAGUAAUGCUGCAGUGAACAUAUGGGUGCAUAUACCUUUUUGAAUUAGUGCUUUCAUUUUCUUCAGAUAAAUACCUGGAAGUAGACUUGCUGGAUCACAUGGUAGUUCCAUUUUUUGUUUUUUGAGGAACCUUCAUAAUACUGUUUUCCAUUAUGGCUGCACCAGUUUACAUUCCCACCAAUAGUGCACAGUAGUUCCCUUUUCUCUACAUCCUCACCAACACUUGGUAUUUCUUAUCUUUUUGAUAAUCGCCAUCCUGACAGAUGCGAGAUGAUAUAGCUCAUGGUUUUGAGUUGCAUUUCUCUGGUAAUUACUGAUGCUGAGCAUCUUUUCAUGUACCUGUUGGCCAUCUGUAUGUCUUUGGAAAAAUGUGUGUUCAGGUCCUCUGCCCAUUUUUUAAAUCAGAAUGUGUUUUAUUACUGAGUUAUAGUUCUUUUUAUAAUUUGGGUAUUAACCCCUUACCAUAUUUAUGAUUUGCAAGUAUCUUCUCCCAUUCAGUAGGUUGCCUUUUUAUUUUGUUGAUGGUUUCCUUUGCUGUACAGAAGCUUUUUAGUUUGAUAUAGUUUCAUUUGUUUAUUUUGGUUUUUAUUGCCAUUGAUAUUGGAGUCAGAUCUAAGAAAAUAUAGCCAAGAGUGAUGUCAAGAAACUUAUUGCCUAUGUUUUCUUCUAGGAGUUUUAUGGCUUCUGGUCUUAUAUCCAAGUCUUUAAUCCAUUUUGAGUUAAUUUUUGUGUAUGGUGUAAGAUAGUGGUCCAGUUUCAUUCUUUCCCAUAUGGCUCUUCAGUUUUCCCAACACCAUUCAUUGAAGAGACUGUCCUUUCCCCACUGUGUAUUCUUGCCUCCUUUGUUGUAAAUUAAUUGAUCAUAAAUGCAAGGGUUUAUUUCUGGGCUCUUUAUUCUGUUCCAUUGAUCUGUGUGUCUGUUUUUAUGCCAGUACCAUACUGUUUUGAUUACUAUAGCUUUGUAAUAUAGUUUGAAAUCAGGAGCAUGAUACCUUCACAUCCAUAUUUACAUUUUUGAAAUAAAAUAACUUCUACUUCUCACUGGUAUUAUCUAAACAGAUGCUCUCCCCACCCCUAUUCCCAUGCUUUUGUUUUGCUUUUUGUCAGGAGUGAAAGACAGGUGGGUGGUAUGAUUUAAGGGAAAGAACACUGGUGUCAGGAACAGCUGAGUUGGAUUCGUGUCCUGGCUUUAUCAUUGACUAGCUCUGGUAUUCCAGGCAAGUCACUUGCCCUCUCUGGUUCAUUUCUCAUCAUAAAACUAUAAAUCUAUAGACCAGAUGCUCUGAGGCUAGUUCCAAAGGGACUAAAGGACUAACCAUUGGCCUAAGGAACUAAAGGUGAGGGAGAAUGGAGGGAAGUGAUAGAGUUUCAGGAAGUGGAUUUUGGUCUUUGGUUUAAAAGGCCAGGUUGCCUAGGGGAGCCAGGGGUAAUCUCCUACUUUAUCCAUUGUCCCUGACAUUAUGACAUUAAGGUUGAUGGGAAUGGAGUUUCCAACAGCAAUCGUUCUAUGUAAAUUUCAGAAGAUGAGAUUUUUACAGCUGGGAUUUUAGAGGUCUGUCUUCUGUUAACCCCCUUGGGUUUUAUGGAUGAUGAAAUUGAGGCCGAGAGCUGUGGUAAUAUGUGCAAAGUCACAGUGAGUGGCCUCCUGGAUUCAGUUUUCUCUGUUCUCUGUACUACAGAUACAUACCUUUGACAGCUGCAAUGAAAUUCUCAUUGACAGAAUCUUGCUGCAAGAUGUGUAUUUCAACAGAAUCUAUUCUUUAUAAUAGAGCUGACUGCAAGUAACCAUGCCCAAUCUUUAUAACUGCUUCUGAUCUUCAUUUGUGAUCGCUUUGCUCACAUUUAGGAAUAAAAUAUGAAAGAAAUACUUUGUUAGAAAUAGCACCAAGUUGUUACUACAUCAAUUCUACCUGCUAUAUUUGUUUUAAUACUUUUAAACUUUAGAUGUUUCUUUAAACAAUUUGCUUAAUUUUGUACAAUUUUCUUAACCACAGCAUCUAAGCAAUUCAUUUGAUGGUUAUAACUGAAAUUAUUUAAGGUGUAAAUGCCUGUUAGAUCUACCUCAUUCAUGAACUUGGCUGUAAUUCUUGGGCAGUUCUCAGACUCCCUUACAGAAAUAAAAUGCUGUUUCUUUUUGCUGUC